Messenger RNA from Diceros bicornis minor, 962 nucleotides. Its product is annotated as serine/arginine-rich splicing factor 1-like. The record is from RefSeq and is a predicted model, not a curated record. Gene Ontology annotation, molecular function: mRNA binding. The coding region runs from base 16 to 762 and encodes 248 amino acids. Gene Ontology annotation, cellular component: ribonucleoprotein complex; nucleus; cytoplasm. Lineage: Eukaryota; Metazoa; Chordata; Mammalia; Perissodactyla; Rhinocerotidae. The transcript has a single exon.
CUUUUCGUCGCCGCCAUGUCGGGCGGUGGUGUGAUUCGUGGCCCGGCAGGGAACAACGACUGCCGCAUCUACGUGGGUAUCUUUCCUCCAGACAUCCGAACCAAGGACAUCGAGGACGUGUUCUACAAGUACGGUGCUAUUCGCGACAUCGGUCUCAAGAAUCGCCGCGGAGGACGGCCCUUCGCCUUCGUUGAGUUCGAAGACCCGCGAGACGCGGCCGACGCGGUGUGCGGCCGCGACGGCUGUGAUUGCGAUGGAUGCCGUCUGCGGCUGGAGUCUCCUCCGAGCGGCCGCGGUACAGGCCGAGGCGGCGGCGGGGGUGGAGGUGGCGGGGCUCCCCGAGGCCGCUAUGGCCCGCCAUCCAGGCGUUCGGGAAACAGAGUGCUUGUCUCUGGACCGCCUCCAAGUGGAAGCUGGCAGGAAUUGAAGGAUCACAUGCGUGAAGCAGGUGAUGUACGUUGUGCUGGUGUUUACCGAGAUGGCACUGGCGUCGUGGAGUUUGUACGGAAAGAAGAUAUGACCUAUGCAGUUCGAAAACUGGAUAACACUAAGUUUAGAUCUCAUGAGGGAGAAACUGCCUACAUCCGGGUUAAAGUUGAUGGGCGCAGAAGUCCAAGUUAUGGAAGAUCUCGAUCUCGAAGCCGUAGUCGUAGCAGAAGCCGUAGCAGAAGCAACAGCAGGAGUCGCAGUUACUCCCCAAGGAGAAGCAGAGGAUCACCACGCUAUUCUCCCCGUCAUAGCAGAUCUCGCUCUUGUACAUAAGAUGAUUGGUGACACUUUUUGUAGAACCCAUAUUGUAUACAGUUUUCCUUUACUCAGUACAAUCUUUUCAUUUUUUUAAUGCAAACUGUUUUGUUCAGAAUGGGCUCAAGUGUUGAAUUGCAUUCUUGUGUAAUAUCCCCUUGCUCCUAACAUCUACAUUCCCCUCAUGUCUGAUAAAUUGUAUUUUAAGUGAUGUCAUA